AUGAGCGCUCGCCAACCUUUCACGCCCACGCCAUCUCGCCCCUCCUCACGCGCUACGAACCCCGAUCAAUCCCUACCCUCUACCAGUGCUCGCUCCAGACUGACGCACUCCUCUGCUCUUCCUCCUGCUCAACCCAGCUCUUACUCUAAUGGCGAAGGAGGCCAAGACGUUACGAAAACGAUGCAUCCUCUGAACCUAACUGGCCUCAAAGCCAACAAACAAAUGCGUAAAUCCACUGGCCAUGGUGGUGCCCAACGCGUCCCGCACAACGCCGCGAACGCACCACCGCAACCUCAGUCCGCCAUCCCUCUCCGCCACAGAGCUUCUCUCUCCGCAUCAUCAUCAUCAUCAGCAGGAGGAGGAGGAGGAGGAGGAGCAGGCGAACUCGUCGCUCCCCGUCCGUUGUCUCCCUAUGUCUCCGCUGCGUCUAUAGGUGAUAUGGAUCUGGAUAUGGCGUUCAAGACUCCGGCACUUCCGUUUCCGCCUGGGUUUUAUGCCACGAAUUUAAACGCUGCGACUACUGCUACGACUGCUGUUGGUGCUGCUGUUGGUGGUGCUGCGACUACUGCUUCUGCUUCCCUUGCUACGGCGAAUGCUGCGUCUGCACAAGAUGAUACGCAUACGCAUAUAUCCACAUCCACCGAUAAUCACUCCAGGCUUCAACACCAACACCAACAACACCAACCACAACCUCAACGCCGCGAACAGAAUCCUUUCUCGCAUUCCCUCGACUCUGACGGGCUUGAUCCGGACCCCGACGAUAGCGGCUAUGCCUCGUCCACUGCGCAUAUAUCGACCCCUUCGACUGGGACUGGGACUGGGACUAGGAAUAGGAAUAGGAAGAGAGCCGCGUAUGUGGAUGUGGAUGUGGAUGGCGAAGAUAUGAACGGGGAGGUGGGAAUGGAUGGGUAUGGUGAAGAUAGGCAGGGGAAGAGGUUUAGAUACGACCUAGAGGAGGAGGAGGAAGGUCGUGAGAGUGGUGGUGCGGAGUUUUUGGUGGGACAGCAGGCACAGCAGCAGGAGCAGGAGCAGGGGAUUGCAUCGAGACGCGGUUCAGUCGGUGUCGGUGAUCGUCAGACGCCUGUGCUCGUGAUGCGCCCGCCCUCUGUCGUCGCUUAUCAGCGGCACUCCUCUCAUGGUCAACAUCCAGUUCAAGGCCAACAUCCAGUUCAACAUUCAGCUCAAGCUCAACAUCCAAACCACAACGAAAGUACAGACCAAGCACAAACAGCACGCACAGCAUUCUUCGAAGCCAUAAUCGGUCUAGACGUCGAUCUGGACGAAGGAGAGAUAGAAGGGUAUGCGCGGGCGUUCGAGGGGUAUCAGGCUCGAUGGACGCGGGAUCACGACAACGAUCACGACAACGACAACGACAACCAUGACGAGGGGCAGGGACAGGGACAAGGACAGGGACAUAGGCUGGGGUUGGAGGAGUGGGAUAGGGCGGGCGACGAGCUGGUAGGCAAGUUUGAGAGGGUUGUUAACGCAACAGUAACCUCCUAUCAAUCCAUCUCCCAAGACCUCGACGACCGCCGCGCCCUCCUUGCCGAACGCGCGAACGAGUAUCAGACGGUUAAGGAGGGGAUCGUGCGUGAUCGGGGUGGGUUCAAGGUGUAA
Stereum hirsutum FP-91666 SS1 is the source of this 1617-nucleotide messenger RNA. RefSeq lists its product as uncharacterized. Bases 1 to 1617 code for a protein of 538 amino acids. NCBI's taxonomy places the organism in Eukaryota, Fungi, Basidiomycota, Agaricomycetes, Russulales, Stereaceae. The transcript has 2 exons. The record is from RefSeq and is a predicted model, not a curated record.